UCACAGGCAGAUGGGGAUCCUUUGGACAGGGCUCCCAGCAAUAGAGCAGUCCCACUCUCCCGGAUGAGCUGGAGAAGUAGCUAUCUCUCCCAGACAGAGUUGGGGUCAAAUUCAUGCACAUCCAAUUCCCAUCAAAGCCCACUCUUCCCAGGGCUUGCUGGGAGGGAAGGAUAACUGCAGGCUCCCCUGGGAUGUCCCCACAUGAGGGAAGUUCACAGAGUUUGAGACAGAGGUGAAUGGACAGGUGUGCUUCUUAGGGAAGCAGUCGAGAGGCGGCAAGAAGUUGGCAGCUGCCCUCAAGAGGGUCCUGGCACCAUGGACAAUGACAAGCCUCUUCAGCCUGAGACAGAAGAUGAGAUUGAAAUUGAGCCAGUACAACAGAGCAGCGAUAAAAUGCUCUACUGUGAGGCCGAACCCCCGCCGACUGUCGAAAAAGUGAAACCAGCCCGGGAGAAUUCGGAAACAGACCUGGAGAUUGAAGAUGAUGAGAAAUUUUUCACCACUGGACAAAAGGAGCUGUACCUGGAGGCCUGCAAGCUGUCCAACACGGCUGUUACCAAACUGGAGCUGGAAGACAAUUGCAUCAUGGAGGAGGGCGUCUUGAGCCUGGUGGAGAUGCUACAAGAGAACUACUACCUCCAGGAGAUGAAUAUUUCCAACAAUCACCUUGGUUUGGAGGGAGCCAGAAUCAUCUCAGAUUUCUUCGAGAGAAAUAGUUCUUCUGUCUGGAGCCUUGAGCUUUCAGGAAAUGACUUCAAGGAAGAAUCCGCAGCACUGCUCGGCCAAGCCCUGUCGACCAAUUACCGAAUUAAGAAGCUGGAUCUCAGUCACAACCAAUUCUCUGAUGUAGGAGGGGAGCACCUGGGCCAGAUGCUGGCCAUCAACGUGGGGCUCACGUCACUGGAUCUGAGCUGGAAUAACUUCCACACAAGGGGAGCUGUGGCCUUGUGCAACGGUCUCCGGCUGGAUCUCUCCAUGAAUGGCCUUGGGAAUGAAGUGGCUCUGGCCCUAGGGGAGGUCCUCCGACUCAACAGCUGCCUGGUCUACCUGGAUAUCAGCGGCAAUGACAUCGGCAAUGAAGGGGCCUCCAAAAUCAGCAAAGGACUGGAAUCCAAUGAAAGCCUCAGAGUUCUGAAGCUUUUCCUGAAUCCCAUAAACAUGGAUGGGGCUAUUUUACUUAUCCUGGCUAUCAAGAGGAACCCCAAAUCCAGGAUGGAAGAGCUUGAUAUUUCCAAUGUGCUGGUGUCCGAGCAGUUCAUGAAAACGUUGGACGGAGUGUAUGCCGUUCACCCGCAGCUGGACGUGGUGUUCAAGGCAGUACAAGGCCUCUCUGCCAAGAAAACCAUCUUCUUGUUGACAAACCCCAUGAAACUGAUCCAGGUGAGCUCCUGCCUUCCUCUCAGGGCCUCUAGGGAGCCCUGGGGAAAGCUGGCCAAUGGCUCCAAAUCAGUUUCCAGACUUUUCCUUCCCCACAGUGUCUGUACAGCCCUCUCUGAUAAGGAAUGUCUCAGUCCCUUGGACUGCAGACAUGGAAUGAAUAUUCUCUGUGGCUACUGGAUCCCUCAGCAGUGCUUCCUGAUCCCCAGAGGAAUGGAAGAGUUGAGAUCUAGCUGAAAGGGGCGGGUGGACAGAAUGGAUUCUCCCACCCGGGCUCCUCCACCUGCUAGCGUAUGACCAAGGGCAAGUUACUAAAGCUCUCUGGGUCACAGUCUCUUCACCUGCAGAAUGGACACAACAGUAGCCACCCAGUAGGAUUGCUUGGAAAAUCAAAUUAUAUAAAAUGCAUGAAGUGCUUAAAAGGAUGCCUGGUAUAGAACAAGCACCUGCUUAUUAUAGACAUAGUUUCUUUCCAACUGCUGGUAAGGAUAUCAAGACAUCCCUGUGGUCAGGAUGGCUAUUUGGCAGCUUCAGCCAAAGAGAGACACUUCAGUCCUUUGUUUCUAAUGGUAACUUGCCCCCAACUCAUGUUUUCUUAGAUUAUCUCUGGCAAUCACAGGAGGCAGAGGUAAAGCUGUUCUUUCCAACAGCUGGUAAGGAUGUCAAGACAUCCCUGUGGUCAGGACAGCUAUUUGGCGGCUUCAGCCAAAGAGAGACACUCGAGUCCUUUGUUUCUAUGAUAACUUGCCCCCAAUUCAUCUUUUCUUAGAUUAGCUCUGGCAAUCACAGGAGGCAGAUGUAACAGUGGAAAUACAAAAUCAGAGAAUAUUAGCGCCGAAAGGGAUGUUAUUGCUCCUCUAGUCCCAUUGUCUUGCAGAACAGUGCUCAGACCCUGCUUUGGUGUUUCCAUGGUGGGCCUCUCACCCUGCAGUGGGGGCGAGGAGCCUGCUGCUUGCUGCAGAGCGGUUACUAUCUGGGGAGCAGGCGUGGGGAUGCUGCUCUGCCAAUGCACGUUCUGCAGGGUGUGUCCCUGGGCUGCUUCCUGCCCCCGAUGGGUCUGCUCUGUGCCUCAGUUUCCAGAAUUAAAUAAAAGAGCUCCCACAUGAAAAUUGUUAUGUGAAAAAUUCUAGAAGGCAAAAUGGUAUCAAGUAUUUGUACAAGUAAGGUGACUUCAGAUGGAACCAAGGCAAACCUGUUUUGCAAGGGGAGCAGGAUGCUCCAGUGAACAGGAAUGGAGCUGUCUGAUGCAAAAUGGGGACCCCACCUCCUGUUUUAAAGACGCACAGAAAAAGAAUCUUGGAGACCAAACAAGACAUGCAGAGUCAAACAUAGCCCUUCCCCUCAGGGGACCAACAAUCUCGUUGGAAAGAUGGGAUGGCUACAGUGAUGACCCACAGACCAUAGAAAGUUUCAUAUGGCCGGGCGCGGUGGCUCAUGCCUGUAAUCCCAGUGCUUUGGGAGGCCAAAGCCGGCGGAUUACUUGAGGUCGGGAGUUUGACACCAGCCUGGCCAACAUGGCGAAACCCCAUCUCUACUAAAAAUACAAAAAUUAGCCGGGCAUGGUGGCAGGUGCCUAUAAUCCCAGCUACUUGGGAAGCUGAGGCACAAGAAUCGCUUCAACCCAGGAGGCGGAGGCUGCAGCGAGCUGAGAUUAUGCCACUGCACUCCAGCCUGGGCAACAGAGCGAGACUC
Pongo pygmaeus (Bornean orangutan) is the source of this 3069-nucleotide messenger RNA. It is a transcript of the gene LRRC74A, whose product is annotated as leucine rich repeat containing 74A. The record is from RefSeq and is a predicted model, not a curated record. The coding region runs from base 316 to 1614 and encodes 432 amino acids. The transcript has 11 exons. Gene Ontology annotation, molecular function: protein binding. NCBI's taxonomy places the organism in Eukaryota, Metazoa, Chordata, Mammalia, Primates, Hominidae.